AUGCUGCAGGAGCUCUUCUAUAAUCGCCUAUCCUCCCAUGCUUUCUGAAGAAAAAAUAUCAGCUUCUUCAUUUUCCAGUUGAGAUUUGAUAAUUCCUUAUUUAACGCCAAUAGAGCAAUAUCAAUUUUCUUUGGUCUGCAGAAAAUUUUUUUUAAUCCUUUAUCCUCCAUCUCCAGACAGUCCAAUCCACAAACAUAUUCCGAGUUUUGAAACUGAAGCUGUCCAAUCAUUAAAAACAAGCAUAGAUACAAUUACUAG
Messenger RNA from Blepharisma stoltei, 258 nucleotides. The record is from the annotation of a GenBank genome assembly. NCBI's taxonomy places the organism in Eukaryota, Ciliophora, Heterotrichea, Heterotrichida, Blepharismidae.